Messenger RNA from Penicillium paradoxum, 2655 nucleotides. RefSeq names its product glutathione S-transferase family protein. The transcript has 10 exons. Gene Ontology annotation, cellular component: cytoplasm. The coding region runs from base 1 to 2655 and encodes 884 amino acids. NCBI's taxonomy places the organism in Eukaryota, Fungi, Ascomycota, Eurotiomycetes, Eurotiales, Aspergillaceae. The record is from RefSeq and is a predicted model, not a curated record.
AUGGAUGUCUUUCGCGCCUAUACCUACUCGACUGCUGCAUGGCUAGCCCUUCAGAGUUUACCCUUGAUUGCUGGGCCGAGCAUGAUAGUGACUAUGCUGCUGGAUGAGACUCGGCCUGCCACCCCCAUUGAAAUUUACUUUGCCCGUUGUUUUGGAUUCGGUCUUGUCACAAUCGCCGUUCUGACUGUGAUGCUCACGGGCUCUAUCCCUCUGACGGCCGAAAUUAAAGGACCUGUAACGACGGAGGAGGACGAUCCUAAGGCGCCAUACGCUGUACCAACCCUGAUAGUAACCUCGAUCUUCCAUAGCGCAUGUGCAUUCUACGCGUACACCUGGUAUGUUUCCGGUGGACAGGGCUUCUUUGCGGUUGGCGUUGCUGGGUAUUCCAGUAUCGCGGCCGUUGGACUUUGGUGCAUGCUCUUUGCGAGCAGCAAUGGCAAGAUUAGCCGCCGUACAGGUGCAGACAAGAGGAUGACAGGGUUUCCCUUUAAGAAUUCCGAAGCUGCGAAGAAACAUGGCAAGGGACUGCACCUCAUAAUGAUCCGAGCUCCCAAAGUUAACCCCACAACGCCGCUUCAACCGGCUUUCUUUUCCCUCAAAAGCAGCAUGCCUCUCCACAACUCAAUGUGGUAUCGAUUCAAGAUGGACUCAGAGCUGCGACUCUCAUCACCACGCUUGGCAUCGUCUAUGCCGGCGGGCGAUCAGUCCAGUCUCUCCCAAUUAGGCCAAUUCGAUCCUGAAUCACAGCCCUUUGGAGUCUUCCGUCCCUCGACCGAACCCGAAUCACAGCCUCUCCAAAACGCGACGCACGCCCCGCACGCCUAUAUCCGCCCCCCACGGCAAGGCGAGGCGAAUAAUUUCCUAGCUGCUUCUUCAUCUACGCAUCAAUCGCAAGGUCCUUCUGGAAACGGAGAUGCCUCGCACUUGGAUCUACAAGGGCGAUCGUCUAGUCGUGGUGGUUUACCUCAUUUGCAGGAGUUCAACAAUGGCGCUGCUCAUGCAGCGAACAUGAGAGGGGCAUUGCAUGGGACCAGCCAGGCGGUACCUUCAGCGUCAUUGUCGCAAACAGAGCUCGCGAUGGUGAGCAACGCGCAUCAAGCUCAGAACAAUGGCUUGGCAACACUGCAGUCCCCAAGCCAACCGUUUCAACCGGACUUCAUCGAGCUAGAACCGGAAUCCGUGGAUCCGGCGACUUUCAAUGGCCCUGGAGAGCUGCAAGGCUUUAAAAUGGUCCCGAACCCUCCCCAUCUAGAGUACUGGAGAGAUAGGUUGUUCAAUGUCGAUGAAAUGAUCACGUUGAGCGAAGAGGAAUUCCAAACCUACUUCCCCCAUGUUGACAAUGUGUACUCUCAUCGCUCAACCCAGCGGUACAAGCGUAAACCCUUUGUUUCGCAUUACUGGGACUGUCGACUCAAAGGUCGACCCCCGGGAACCCCCAAAUCCGACGAUCCAGAAAAGAAGAAGCGCAAGCGUACGGCCAGAGAACGGGAUCUCUGCCAUGUCAAGAUUAAAGUCGUGGAAUAUUUCCCAAAAUCUGAAAUAUCUAACAUGGCCCAUUCAGUCGAACCCUUACCGUCUAAUGUCUUACCUGGCAUGUAUACUUUCUCUCUGAAUAACGAAACCUCAAUUACUAGCGCCCAAGCAUUUAAUAUGCUCACGCCGAGCCCUAGUCUACCCCCAAAUCAUCCGGGAGCGAAUGGUGGGAGGUAUUUCACUAUACAGCGAGUCAAUGGCAAUGGUGCCAAUGGAAAGAACGACGGUGUGAGUGGCGGUCAUCAACAUACGCUUGAAGAAAGCGACCGCGUCAAGAAGAGUAGUGUCCAAAGACAUGUUCUCAAGGAGAAGAAAGACAAAAGGACGAAAGUGGACCGAGUCAUGUCUCGACCGGGUCAAAAGUCAUACCACACAAAAGCGACGGGGUUGGCCGCUGAAACCGUGAUCAAACACUCCCCCGAUGUGAAUCUGAAGCUAUAUGGAAGCUGCUUCUGCCCUUUCGUGCAGCGAGUCUGGAUUGCGUUGGAGCUGAAGGGUAUCCCGUAUCAAUACAUCGAAGUGGAUCCAUACGAGAAGCCCGCGUCACUUUUAGAAGUGAAUCCAAGAGGGCUUGUUCCUGCUUUGCGACAUGACGACUGGGGAUGCUAUGAAAGCAAUGUGUUGUUGGAAUAUCUUGAAGAUCUAGGUGUAGGUGCUGCACUGCUUCCGGCAGAUGCAAAGCUGCGCGCCCAUUGCCGGCUGUGGGCAGACCAUGUCAAUCGGCAUAUUGUGCCUAGUUUCUACCGUGUACUACAAGAGCAGGAUCAACAGAAACAAAUCGAGAAGACGCAGGAGUUGCGAGACUCGAUGGAGAAGCUCUUAGAAGUGGCACAUCCCAAAGGGCCAUUCUUCAUGGGCCCGCAGAUGUCCCUUGUAGAUGUUCAAGCUGCUCCGUGGAUUCUUCGACUGCGCCGGGUUCUGAAACCAUAUCGGGGUUGGCCAGAUGCCGAGGAGGGAAGCAGGCUGGCCUCUUGGGUGAAUGCAAUCGAGACCGACCGGAAUAUUCAGGCGACAACUAGCACGAAUGAACUGUACCUCGACAGCUACGAGCGAUAUGCCCAAAACCGCCCGAACACAUCCCAGGUCGCAAACGCAAUUAACGCAGGUCGAGGCCUUCCUUAG